Molecule: messenger RNA, 919 nt
Organism: Brassica rapa (field mustard)
Lineage: Eukaryota; Viridiplantae; Streptophyta; Magnoliopsida; Brassicales; Brassicaceae
Source: RefSeq, a predicted model, not a curated record
AAGAUUAUAGGUUCAGUAUAUAAAGUAUUUACCAAAAACUCAAUAUUUUUGAAGAGGUUAACACAUGGAUUUUGAGAAAAUUUCAAAAAAUAUGACUAUAUUGUUUUAAUGCAUAGUUGCAUCCUGCACUAACAUAUGAUGAUGUUCAACGAGUUUUGGAGCCUUUGUUGUCUCCGUUUUUCAAGAAAAUAGUUAUUUUAUAGUAGUUAUUUCAUCGAUUUAGGGAGUAUUAUGAAGUUUUAAUAAAUUAAUUGAUAAACAAAUUAUAGCCUGAAUCUAAAGGGAUUUCUGGGCGAUGGCGGCUCUGAAUACCCUAGCAAGCGAAGGCGAUGGCGGCGACGCGAGUGAAAGUGACGCCACGGCGGCUCUGUCUAUUCAGGCUUUGGGGGUAAUCGGGAUAGCUACUGAGCCUGCGGCUGAGGAGAUGACGAAGCAGGGGAAUGAAGCGAUUGUUGAUGGCAAGCGCCAGAGUGAUGGAUCUCCACGUUCUGCUCCUUGGGUGAAGAAGAAGAUGGGAGGAGGCGAACCAGAAGCCAUUGUAGAUGUAGUGGAUGGUGUUGCCUCGCUUCAGAUUCCCGAAGAGAUUUUUGAUGAGGCGGAGCUCCUGUGGAAAAGCUAUGUUGGUGGGUUUAUUUCAUUGGAGAUGCUCCUCAUGAGUUCCAACAACCUUUACUCUCACAAGGGACUGAAGUGCUUAUCCAAAGCAGUCGGUCAGUUUGUGAAACUUCACCCGAGUACGGAAAAGUGUGUGAGGCUUGAUGUGGCCAGAGCUCUUGUGAGUGGAAGUAAUUUUCAUGGCUCCCUCCUCGUUGUAGUGUCUGUCCGCAGGUGGGGCAUAAAGGUCAGGACUGUUCGAGAUUUGGAAGCGCUUACGCCUGUGGCUAAUAACGUUGCUGCGCUGGAAGGCAUAAGCUACUGA